Molecule: messenger RNA, 1378 nt
Organism: Branchiostoma floridae (Florida lancelet)
Lineage: Eukaryota; Metazoa; Chordata; Leptocardii; Amphioxiformes; Branchiostomatidae
Product: DAZ-associated protein 2-like
Exons: 5
Coding region: 198-647 (149 amino acids)
Source: RefSeq, a predicted model, not a curated record
UCUGUUAGCUUUUACAAAGGUCGUUGCCAUAGUAAUCUUCGCUGCGAAAUACUUGCUCCUCUCCUGCAUUGCGCAGCCGCAGUACCUGACCUCUCACGUAUUUGGCGGCGCAGGGAUUUAGCUUCACACCGGAAAGGAUUGGGAUUUUCCAGAUCGUAACAGCAAACCUGGGGAACGUUAACAAGACACAGGAGAAGAUGUCCAAGAAGGCACCAUACCCCGCCCAGCAGCCCUACCCCACCCAGGGCCAGGCUGCCAUGGCUGCACAAGCCCCCCAGGUCCCCGGGGCUCCACCACCGUACAUGGCUCAUCCUCAGGGCCAAGCCCCACCCCCAUACACCUACCAGCAGGCGCCCACACAGUACACAGGAGCGCCCCCUAUGCAGCAGCAGUAUGGCCAACCGCCGGUGCAGGUCGCGAUGCAGGUCCCGUACUACGCACCUGGGAGCACCGUUCACGCGCAGGGGGCCUUUGACUCUGGAGCCAGGUUUUCGGCAGGAGCCACGCCAAACAUUCCUCCCCCUCCACCAGGAGUGAUGCCCAACCAGGCCCAGUUAGCAGCAGCACAGGGCGCCACGGUCGUGGCCACACAGCAGAAGUCCGACUUCUUCACCGGAGGGUCGGGAGGCGGAUACAGCCUGUUCUAGAUCAACCGUGAGGAACUUUGGGAUGUGCAGAAAAAUGGUGCCAUCUUGUAUACUUGCACCAUGUAAGGAGGCAAAGGAAACAUCAACAGUAAACAACAAGAACUUAUAUUCUACUAACACCUUGUAUUUCAAGGGCACUAUCUGCACAGUUUCUAUCUGCCUAUCAUCCUGCAAUACAGGGCAGUGUGAUUCCUUUGUGAUACUACAUUUGUAAGUAGAUAAGGUGGUAUGGUUAAUUCUUUGUUUAACUUUUUUUGUUUGAACUUUUGUUUGUGAGUAUCAUUGUACGUUCUAUUGCUUCAGUACAUUUGAAACUUGUAAUCAAUCAUAAGUAAUAAACCAGAUGGAAUAAGUUUUUGUGUGUUAUGAUAACAUAGAAAGAGUUGAUGAUUAGCGCUACCAGUAUAGAGAAAGAGGACUGGAGAUGAUUUUUUUACUGUACAUAAUCGUAAUAAUAUCCGAUCAUCACUUUUAAGAAACCCUAAGAUAGAAGUAUAAGGGUUAUAAUGUUAGUGCCAUUUGGCAGUUCAUGUCCUACAUCUUAUUACAACAGCAAAACUGCUCCUUGUUACUGUUUUUAACUUCCGAUUCCCAUUCUUGUUCUUUACUCAAGGGCGUAAUUGGACUGUAAAGAUUGAAUAAUUUUCUUAUUUCUAAGCCUGGCAUGGCAGUAUACUGCACUGUUGUGAAUAUUUAUAAAACUGAUGAAUAUCUGACUGAUAUAAAAACUG